Messenger RNA from Oreochromis aureus, 2321 nucleotides. It is a transcript of the gene pitx2, whose product is annotated as paired-like homeodomain 2. Gene Ontology annotation, biological process: anatomical structure morphogenesis; regulation of transcription by RNA polymerase II. Bases 289 to 1230 code for a protein of 313 amino acids. Gene Ontology annotation, cellular component: nucleus. The transcript is spliced from 3 exons. The record is from RefSeq and is a predicted model, not a curated record. Gene Ontology annotation, molecular function: RNA polymerase II cis-regulatory region sequence-specific DNA binding; DNA-binding transcription factor activity, RNA polymerase II-specific. NCBI's taxonomy places the organism in Eukaryota, Metazoa, Chordata, Actinopteri, Cichliformes, Cichlidae.
CUGAAAUGAACAGUGAGUGGUGUAGUGUGUGUAUGCCUCUGGAUCUAAUAUCACCUACCUGUCCUUGUCACUCUGAUAGUCAGGCGAGGUAGCCGCUGUUUUUCACCGAUGCUAUGGCAAAACUCAAUGGCCUAUUUUAAAGCGUUUUCCAAUUUAAACACAAAGAAGGCUUUAUCUCAACCGCAAGAGGAACCGCGAGGUUGUGCGUUUUUUGGAGAGCUGAGCACAUUCCGCAGUCGGACUUUCCGCCUACCCUUCCUGUACUAAAGGUUGUGCGAUCUUUUACCGAUGAACUCUAUGAGGGAUCCAUUAAACAUAGACCAUCAUCACCUAACAGGGAAUAAACUUGCCUCCACACACCACACGGCUCUGGCGAUGGCCUCUAGUUUGCAGCCACUGCAGCGGUCUGUGGACUCUAAACACCGGUUAGAAGUGCACACUGUGUCGGACACAUCAAGUCCCGAGUCUGUCGAAAAGGAGAAGAUACAAAAUAAAAAUGAAGACUCCUCAGAUGACCCUUCCAAAAAGAAGCGACAGCGGCGGCAGAGGACUCACUUCACCAGCCAGCAGCUGCAGGAACUGGAGGCCACUUUCCAGCGGAAUCGCUAUCCGGACAUGAGCACAAGGGAGGAGAUAGCCGUGUGGACCAACCUUACAGAGGCCCGAGUCAGGGUGUGGUUCAAGAAUCGGCGAGCCAAGUGGAGGAAGCGGGAAAGAAACCAGCAAGCAGAGCUUUGCAAAAACGGCUUCGGCCCGCAGUUCAAUGGACUCAUGCAGCCCUACGAUGACAUGUACCCUAGCUACACAUACAACAACUGGGCUGCCAAGGGCCUCACAUCUGCCUCUUUAUCCACAAAAAGCUUCCCCUUCUUCAACUCCAUGAAUGUCAACCCCUUAUCCUCGCAAACCAUGUUCUCACCGCCCAACUCCAUAUCCUCUAUGACUUCCAGCAUGGUGCCAUCGGCGGUCACCGGCGUACCGGGCUCCAGUCUCAACAGCCUCAAUAACUUGAAUAACCUCAGUAACCCGUCUCUCAAUUCGGGGGUGCCCACGCCGGCGUGUCCCUACGCCCCUCCGACCCCUCCUUAUGUGUACAGGGACACUUGUAACUCCAGCCUGGCCAGCCUGAGACUGAAAGCCAAGCAGCACUCGAGUUUUGGAUACGCCAGUGUGCAGAAUCCGGCCACUAAUCUGAGUGCUUGCCAAUAUGCCGUGGACAGGCCAGUCUAAUACCUACCUGCACUGCAAAAAAUAAUCAUCUUAGCAAGAUAUAAGAGGCUAGUAGGGACACUUAAAGUUACAUUUUUCUCUAAAGACAGUGGGCAUCUCUGGUGGUGCGAUUGUUUUAGACUUUUGUUGCGUGUUUCAAGAUUUUGUUUUUUAAUUUUUUGGCGAUUUUUGCCAGUUGGAAUGUUAUUUGCAGUAUUCCGACCCUUUUCCUUAAUACACUGCCACUUGCUCCGGUAAAAAUCUAAAAUCUAAUAGGAAACAUGUGGGAUUAUCCCAUCGCAUCACAUUCAUUUUCUUUCUUUUGAAGGGGCAGAUGUGAUUUGAGGGUGAUUACAAUCCCAGAUAGCUUGCUAUGGUGGUCAUUUUUUGCAGUGUGUGGGUAAUCACAAACAGCCGGCCACAGGAACAAGAGACUACUACAAGUACUUUUUCAUUUUUCAAAAAGGGCACUAGAAGACUGAACCACUGAAACAAGCUCAACUACAGGUCGGAGUCAAACUGAAAUGGGACUUCUUAGGUUUGUUCCCCUUUUGAUGAGUUCAGGCCUGCUUCACACUGCGCCUCAGCGGAAAAGAAAAAAGAAAUAAACGGAGAAAAAAAAGAAAAGAAAAAAAAGGCCUGUUUUAUUUUUCAUAACUCCUCAUAAGGGUUUUCUGGUGGAUUUUUGGACGGUACCUGUUGACUGAAAAGGUUGUAUAUAUAUUUGAAUUAUCAUCUCCUGUUUGUCGAGGCGAAUGCGCUAUAACCCCACGUCCUCUCCAGGUUCAAUUUAUCAACGCAUGUGGAAAAAAAUCUCUAAAAAGGAAUCAUGUUUUGCUUGCAAACAAAAGGGAAUGUACAUACUAAAACGCACCAGUUGUGUGUUUCUAACAUAUUAUAAAUUUAUUAUUAAUGUCUGUGUGAAUAUCGAUUUAGAAUAGCAAUUCUGGAUUUAAAAAAAAAAAAAAGUUCAAAUCAAAAAUGUUCCUGCGACAAAAUUAUUUGGUUUUUUGCUCUGUGUAUACUAUUUGGUACGGAACUAUGUUUUUUUUCCAACAUUCAAAAAACUAUUGUGUUUUAUUUAAUGGAAGUAAAUAUAUUGUUCAAAAACA